GUGGUGGUGACCCACCACAAUGCCUUAUUCUAUAAUCACGGAUUUAAAUUAUAAGCACAAAAUAAAUUCUGUGCCAAAUAGUCUAAAAAAAAACUCGUUGACACCGCGCAUGGUGAUAACGACGUCGACAGCGGACGAUCGUGAAGCGAUUAAUAACUGUGAUAAGAAUCGACCGGAAACGAUUACUUCUGGUCAAUUAAUUAUGGGAUUGAGAAACGGACAGUGAUUAUUUGUGCAUGCGCAAAUUGAUGUACUCUUAACUUGGAUACAGUAAAGAAUUCGUGUUUCUGUGAUUUGAAUCCGAAAUUCAAAAAUUGGAGUAGAAAUCAUGGUCACAGCAAACGGGUGCGACCUAAAUCGCCAAAAGGAUUCAGGGAAAUACGACUGUUUGCGCUCAGUAGUGAAAAUCUACUGUGGCCCGAACGAGGGCACAGCCAUUUGUGUCCACUUUUCUGACUCCUUUGGGCACUUAUUCCUCAGUUGCGCUCAUGUUGUACAACAUAAAAUACAAAAGGUUAUAUUGCGUCAUGAUGGACAUGUGAUCAGAGGUUCAGUUAUAUACGCUACACCAAAAGAUGUUCCACACGAUAUUGCAGUCAUUAUAAGCAAACAGACUCCCGAAAUUACCCCAUGUCAGAUAUCAGAUAUUACACAUGCACCCGGCCAUAAAGUAUUUGCUGUCGGGUAUGCUUGUAAAGAAAAUGUAACCUCUACAAUUUUUGGACGUGUGCUCAGCAUAUCGUUGGGUUUGUUGACAACUACUUGUAAUGUGUGCAAAGGAUUUAGUGGAGGUCCAGUUUUUACAAAUGAAGGAAAACUUUUAGGUCUUACUAUUGGGAAGCUUAGUGUAGGCACGGUGAAUUUUGUAUUACCUUCAGCAGAAUUUGUAGAAACAAUCAAAACAUAUAUUCAUACCAAUGUAUAUUUUUUUCCAGAUCUGACAGUACUUAAUAAUUUAGAAUCCAAAUGCUCAUUGAGGAAAUUUCUUUGGAACAAUGGGAAUCCUAAUUUUAACAUUAUAUGUCAUGUUUAACGGAAAUAAUAAAAAAUAUUGAUACGAUCA
Messenger RNA from Sipha flava (yellow sugarcane aphid), 1063 nucleotides. Its product is annotated as peroxisomal leader peptide-processing protease-like. Gene Ontology annotation, cellular component: peroxisome. The record is from RefSeq and is a predicted model, not a curated record. Gene Ontology annotation, molecular function: serine-type endopeptidase activity. NCBI's taxonomy places the organism in Eukaryota, Metazoa, Arthropoda, Insecta, Hemiptera, Aphididae. Gene Ontology annotation, biological process: regulation of fatty acid beta-oxidation; protein processing. The coding region runs from base 329 to 1033 and encodes 234 amino acids. The transcript has 5 exons.